Messenger RNA from Trypanosoma rangeli, 2016 nucleotides. RefSeq names its product protein phosphatase 2 (formerly 2A), regulatory subunit B. Gene Ontology annotation, biological process: protein dephosphorylation. Lineage: Eukaryota; Euglenozoa; Kinetoplastea; Trypanosomatida; Trypanosomatidae. The transcript has a single exon. Gene Ontology annotation, molecular function: protein phosphatase regulator activity; calcium ion binding. The record is from RefSeq and is a predicted model, not a curated record. Gene Ontology annotation, cellular component: protein phosphatase type 2A complex. The coding region runs from base 1 to 2016 and encodes 671 amino acids.
AUGAUGAUGGCGAUGAGCUAUCAGCAACGCAAUGCACAGGCAGUGAAGGUUAUUCUCUCCGAGCUCUACGUUACAUGGAGCACGAGCGACGAGGGUGGGUUUGAGAUCCAAACGGCCCUUGAGGAAAUACUAGGUGCGGCGUACGCCACUGAUAGAAAUGUUGGCUACGCGGGAGUUGACGACGAACGGCGUUGCUACGCCUCGAACCCCGAUAAAGAUGAUGAUGAACAAUCGUUGGCGGAGCGAGUUGUGGAAGUGUACGGCUCACACCAUACGGAUCCCGGCUUGGUCCCACAAGCAUUAUUGCCAAGCCUCUCGAUAUCCCCGCCUGCGUCACCUUCUGGAAGCAUUCACCGUCGUUUGUUGGAUGAGAGCCAAAAAUCUCCAAGCCCUGUACUAGCCCCACGAUUUUUUGGAGUGGAUGAGCUGGAUUAUCCACACCGUGCAUGCUCCCCUGGUGCCAUAGGUCCAUCCUCACCGAACGUCUCAGUACAUCUAAAGCCCGUUGUAGAUCCCAUGGCACCUGUGCCACACAUCAGUAGCACCACUAAUGGAACCGUCUCUCCGCCUGCGGCACAUUCCUUAGGCAGCCCCUGUCUGGAUACCACUGUUGACGCCGCAAUGGUCUCAGGAGAUGUGUUCACCCCACUAGAAGCGUCACCAAAUGGAAACAUGUCACAAUCGCAGCGCCUUGUACACUCCUCUGGAAACUUUGCUUCAAUGCCCCCAGAUAAUGUGCUGCGAGCGACAUAUGAUGACAUCCCGAUCUUUUAUGAAAAGGCAGAAAUGAAAGGUAUACAACACACCAUUUCAGAGGCUGAGGAAGAUUGUUUAAAAAGUUUCUUUGCAAUGAAGGGUUCUGCACUAAAUCGCAAAAUAUUAUCGGGUUCUAACUUACCCAUUGACUCCACGAAAACAGUACGUAAGGGUCAGUUUAGCAAACUCUGUCAGGAGGUUUUCAAGAUUCCAACAUGGAUGAAGGAUGCACUUUUUGGUCGUAUUGCAGCUGCAGCAGGCGUCUCUGAAUCCGCUGCCCUCACCUACGAACAAAUAUCGAGUUUUUAUUACAAUAUAUUUGGUCCGCUUACGGUGAAUCGACGACUGUUUGAGCUUAUCCGGGGUGAUUCAGACAGCCAAUAUUUAACACUGCAGAAUUUUAAGGACAUGGCGCGUUAUUUGGUUGACUCCCAUCCUGGGCUUGAGUUUCUCAAACAACCAGAGUUUCAGGAGUACUACUGCCGCACUGUUGCUAUACGAAUUAUGUAUUCAUUAGAGCGGCAACAAAGCGGUAAAAUAAGCUGGUUUGUAUUUGAUCGUAGUGAUCUUCCUGAGGUUAUGCAGGAACUAGAUGAAAAAGAUGUAAAUUUGGUGCUACAGUAUUUCUCGUAUGAGCAUUUCUACGUACUCUACUGUAAGUUUUGGGAGUUGGACACAGACCGGGAUCAACUUGUCGGGUUUGAUGACUUGUGUAAAUACGGUCAAAACUCCGUUUGCCCAUCUGUCAUAAAGCGGGUAGUGGAGGGUGCGGCACGGCCCCUUUCAUCUGGUAAGCAGGAACAACUGGACUUUGAAGAUUUUGUGUACUUUUGUCUGUCCGAGGAAGAUAAAAAUAAUAGCCCGGCGGUUUAUUACUGGUUUAAGGUGCUUGACGUAGAUGGUGAUGGCAUCUUGAGCGGUUAUGAGUUGUUUGAGUUUUAUAGGGAAAACCAUCAGCGUUUCUUGGAGUUUUCCGAAAACCCAGGAGAUCUGACGUAUGGGGAUAUGAUGUGUCAAAUGCUAGACAUGAUGGGGUUCUUGUGUAGUCAGGAUGAUCAGAUUGGCUUAACGCUGAGUGACCUGCGCGCGUGUCCGACGCCGUCUAACUUCUUCAAUAUGGUGUUUAACGCCCAGAAGUUUAUGCUUUUUGAGCACCGCGACCCCUUCGCAGAACAUCAGCAAAAGUUGCGUCCGGAGAAAACAGACUGGGAUCGCUUUGCGCGUGCGGAGUAUGACCGCAUGGCAAGUGAGUCCCAGUGA